Molecule: messenger RNA, 1143 nt
Organism: Orycteropus afer afer
Lineage: Eukaryota; Metazoa; Chordata; Mammalia; Tubulidentata; Orycteropodidae
Source: RefSeq, a predicted model, not a curated record
AUGUCGACCCUUAAGGUUCCUGUGGCAGAAUCCAGUGGUGAGAAACUCUAUGAAUGUAAGAAAUGUGGGAAACAUGAAAAAAUUCACAGAAGAGAGAGGCCCUAUGAAUGUAAGGAAUGUGGGAAAGCAUUUAAUCACCUUUCAUAUCUCCCCAGACAUAAAAGAAUUCACACUGGCAAGAGGCCCUAUGAAUGUAAGGAAUGUGGGAAAGCAUUUAGUUCUUCCUCAAACUUCUAUAGACAUAAAAGAAUUCACAGUGCAGGGAGCCCCUAUGAAUGUAAGGAAUGUGGGAAGGCAUUUAGUACCUUUAGUCAGCUCUCAUACCUCUCCAGACAUAAAAGAAUUCACAGUGGAGAGAGGCCCUAUAACUGUAAGGAAUGUGGGAAAGAAUUUAGUUCUUCCUCAGCCUUCUAUAGACAUAAAAGAAUUCACAGUGCAGAGAGCUCCUAUGAAUGUAAGGAAUGUGGGAAGGCAUUUAGUUGUUCCUCUUUCCUUUCUUUACAUAAAAGUAUUCACAGUGGAGAGAAGCCCUAUGAAUGUAAGGAUUGUACUAAAGCAUUUAGUAGGCUGUCACACCUCUCUAGACAUAAAAGAAUCCAUACUGGAGAGAGGCCCUAUGAAUGUAAGGAAUGUGGAAAAGCCUUUAGUCGGCUCUCAUACCUCUCAAAACAUAAAAUGAUUCACAGUGGAGACAGGCCCUUUGAAUGUAAGGAAUGUGGGAAAGCAUUUAGACAACUGUCAUACCUUUCUAUACAUAAAAGAAUUCACAGUGGAGAGAGGCCUUAUAAAUGUACGGAAUGUGGGAAAGCAUUUAUUCGGCUGUCACACCUUUCUACACAUAAAAUAAUUCACAGUGGAGAGAGACCUUACAGAUGUAAGGAAUGUGGGAAAACAUUUGGUCAGCCCUCAGUCCUCUCUGUUCAUCAAAGAAUUCACAGUGGAGAGAGGCCCUAUGAAUGUCAGGAAUGUGGGAAAGCAUUUAGUAAGCUAUCAAACCUCUCUUUACAUAAAAUAAUUCACAGUGGAGAGAGGCCCUAUGGAUGUAAAGCAUGCGGGAAAGCAUUUGGUUGGCCUUCAAGCCUCUCUAGACAUAGAAGAAGUCACAGUAAACAGAGCCUCUAUGAAUGUAAGGAACGUGGGUAA